UGUGCGCGUGCAUCAGUGCUUCGCGCAAUGAAGGCGUGCCGUUCCGCCGUUGCGCUCGCAUGUGGCCUGGCGCUACUCGCCGAAGCCUGCUGCGCUGUCACUUUCGCCGAGUGGCGUAAGAAUUUGAUGAGCGUCAACCCUGGCUUACUGAAGCCUCAGUGCAAGAAAGUUUUCAAGGCCUGCAACGUGAAGUUGAUCAGCUUGGUCGGGGUGAUGGAGGUGCUCAAGCAGCGCUGGGAGGAAUACACGGCGGUGCCAUGCGUGAAAGGGAUGUUGUCAAAGGCCUUCCCAGAUUUCAGCGAAGAAUGUUCGAUGAGCGGAUUCUAUGGAAAAUCAAUUAGAUGCAUGCAGUCACCAGAAGCCUUCGCCGUCAUCGGAAAGAAACAAGCGGAGGCCGUGGCACCAGCUUUCAAAUGCCUCAUCGACAACGCUCUGCCUUAAUGGACGUCGACACAGCUGCAGAGACAUGGCUUUCAGUACGGUCUACAAGAUGGAAUUGCCUAGAGUUGCGAACGUCCAAAAGACCUCUGCGACGCCUUGCAAAUAAAAUUGUUUGGAAGUUCCGAGCACAUUAUUAGUUGACAAUUCUAUAUUAUG
Messenger RNA from Dermacentor silvarum, 597 nucleotides. RefSeq lists its product as uncharacterized. The transcript has 6 exons. The coding region runs from base 28 to 441 and encodes 137 amino acids. NCBI's taxonomy places the organism in Eukaryota, Metazoa, Arthropoda, Arachnida, Ixodida, Ixodidae. The record is from RefSeq and is a predicted model, not a curated record.